GCUGGAGUUAGUAGAUUGAGAAGGAGAAAGAGUGCUCCGGCCAGUUGCGCCUCCUUCUCUUUAGACUGUGAAAGACCGACGAUUUGUGGGAAAAAUCUCGGAGCAAAGCCGGUGGUGAAACUCGGUUCGACCGCCUCGCGGCGUCCCACGAUGUGGAGCAUCGGGGUUAGGGUUUGCUUGUAGGACAGGCUUGAAGAGAUGACAUCCGCCGCUCUCGGGAAAUGAGCCGUGGGAUCGCCGUUGGAUUCGGGGUUCGCUAAGUGAACGGCCACGAUUGGGUCUCCUGAUGGAGGGGAGUAGCACCGCAGGCGCUCUUUCUCUGGUUUACUCUCAACAACCUAAACCAUUUUCUACAACACCUUCCAAAAUGUCAGAUAUUGCUGAGCAUCCACCCAUUGAUGAGUUUUCUGAUCUUCGUUUAUCACUUUUCUUAUGAAAAGGAUAAUAAAUGUUAUAAAAUCCUGUAUGGGAAUGGCUUCAGAUGUUGGGAUGAAUGCUUUACUCAGUUGUUAUACACGGGAUGGCUGUUCACUAUCAAGUUCUUCCUAAUGGCUCGUUCAAAUGGUAUACAUCAAUGGAUUAUGAUGAAAAUGAUUUUCGAAGCCAGAACUUUCAGUUAGUUGGAGAAGAUAAAUUUUCUGUGAACUUGCGGUCGUUUCCUCUUCCAAGGUUUGAUCUUGAUGAACACCUUAGGUUUGAUAGCUUAGUUGAAGAGGAAGUUUUACUUGGCAUACAAGGGCAAGAAAAUAAUUGGAUUGAUUUUCCACCUGGGAGUAGUGCCUUAGAGUUCAGUUCAAGUGCUGCCGAGUCUUGCUCAAUAGCUAGACAUAACAAUGUUUGGUCUGAGGCAACAUCAUCUGAAUCUGUUGAUUUGUUAUUGAAAUCUGUGGGAGAGGAUGAAAUGAUCAACGGCAAAGCUGUCAUCAUGGACGUGAGUGCUAAUGAUGAAUCUAAUGGCAUUGAUAAUCGGGUGGAUCUCUAUGUAGAGAAGUGUGAUGCCCAUGAAUCAUCCAUUAUGGAUAUCCUACCUGUUGAUCCAGAAUUGACACAAGAUAAGCAUCUGAAAAAAUUUUCGCCUUCAAAUGAAGUUCAAUGGGAGUUGUUGCCUGAUGUUCAAGGUUCAUCUCAAGCAGCUGAAGGGGAGGAAUCCGGAAUCGCCAUGUACGAAGAUCCUUCAAACAAAAACUUAAGUCCUGAUGGAAAGAUUGAUGUUGGUCCGUACACAAUGAUAGACAAUUUAAGUUGUUUCUAUAAUCCUAUUCAAAAAUCAAAAGCGGAUGAAAAGGGUUUAUGUGGGACAGUUCCAUAUGAAAAAGAUGUUUGUGAGGUGCUUUUGAAGACAGAAGUUCCACAUAGUGAUGACUCUGACUCAUGUGCGGUGGAUAGCCAGAGUUUGGCUUCUAAUCAAGAUGUAAAACUUGAUAUAGAAGCUGAGAAGUUGAACACUGGGUUGUUCUACGUUGGGCAAGAUCAGAGAAAUACCAGCAAUAGUUCCGGUUUCCUAUGUGAUGAUGUACAUAGAGACAAAUCUUUGGUAACGUAUAGCGAGGACAAAACAAACCAGAAGUUCGCGUCCAAAUCAGAUGCUUUGGAGCUGCCGAAUACAAAAUGCAUUAAUUCAGUAUUUGCUGUGAACUCUGAUGGGUUAGUGGUGUCUGUUCCAUGCCCAACAAAAUCUUUGAAUGAUAAUGGUGAGGCAAGCCGGAAAUCAUUUGCCAAUGAAGAGUGUAAGAGCCUAUUAGCAAUGGAACAAGAAGAUAGAACUGGACAUAAUUCUGUUACCCUAAAGACUAAGACUGAGUUAACAGAAGGAUCUAGAAGUAUUGGUGACGGCCUGCUGUAUGAUUCCUUGGAAGAUGAUGAUGGCCACAGUAUAAGAACUCAGUUAAUGAAGAACUCAACAGUGUCUUGUGAUGACAGAGGAGGAAAACUUGAGACUUUCACGAAUGCCAUUGAUAAUAAUCAAGAUCCUGAAUGCGAGCUGGUGGAAAACAAAAUUGAUGAAAUUGCAAUUGCUACCCAAUCGCUAAUAAAAUUGCCUGCUUCUAUUCAUGUUAAUCAUGAAACUCAAGGAACAGAAAUUGAUGAUUGUGAAAGGAUGAGAACUAAUUCUUUGAGUUUUACCUUUGAGAAGCCUGGACUGGUUCUUGAGGGAAACUAUGAUAAAAUUAUGGAUGUUGAGAGGCAAGAGUUGAAAUUAGAUAAAAAUAAUGAUGUAGCCCCUUCUGAAUCUUCUCUACCUGUUGCUAUGACUGAUGAAUCUUGUCUGUCUGUCACAAUGACUGUUACAGAAUCUAGUAUCUCACCUUCUACACUCUGCAAAUCAAGUGUGCAGAAGGAAACCAUAUCAGUUACUGAUUUGAGGGAAGUUCAUACUGAACAAGUUCAUGCUUCAGUUAACAAGGAGUCCUCAAUGACAUACAUCAGUCCUAGUAGAAUUAAUUUAGACCCACUCUCUAAUGUUAUGGACAAGGCUCAAGACUUGCAUCCUGCAAUUCAGGACAUGGCUGAAGAGUUGUCUUUGGAUGGCUCUGCAAAUAAAUUUCUUGAAGAAGAUUUAGGAAAGAAAGAAACGUCGAUACAAUUAUCUGCAUCAAAUAUCAUCCACUUUGAUAGUAAUGAUGCGAAGAUAUCCGGACUUACAGCUUCACCACUUUCAACUACUGAUUUGAUUGAAGAAAAAGAAAGCGAUUUAGUUUCAGUUUCUUAUCCAUUAAACAUGAAAGAAGUAUCCCUUGGAAAAAUUUCUAGAGGUGAUUCAGUAGGUGCUCAGUUGGCUUCUCCGGUCAAAUCACUAGAUUCUCAGCCAUCAAAAGGUACUGUUGGCCUGAAUUUAGCCUCAGAACAGAAAGGACCAUCACCGUGUUUAACCAUACCAAAUUCAGUUGAUUCUGAAAAAAGUGAAAUGAAGCUUUCUGGAGGUUCUAUUUCAUCCAAGUCUAUAAGAAAUGUAGAUAAGGAAGGAUGGGCAAUUUCAGGUUCUGAUCGUGAAGAUACGUCAACAGAGCACCUUCCAAAUGCUGUAGUGCAACCUCCAUCUCUUGUGCAAACUACUGAUUGUGCUAUGCCACAGAAUCAUAUUCCAUCUUCAGCAGGGAAUGAUGUUGGAAGUGAGAAAACUCUGCUGCUGGAGGGGAAUGGCGUUAGUCAAGGCCCUUCUCAGGAUGGAAAGGAGGAUAUCACUAAUUCAUUAGAAGUUGUUUCCCAUUUUGGGACUGAAGUGUCGGUUUCUUUAGGAUGUCAUGAAGACGAUUUAGAGCAUCAAGAACCGAAAACCUCAGGCAACAUGGAUUUAGUAUCUUCUGAAAAAGAUGAAAUCACUCUUAAGGCUGAUUGCAGCAGUAAUGGCUUACAUGGUACAUCUAUUGAAGCUAGAAGUUUAAUUCUUGAGGUUUCUACAUCCAAGGAUUUGGCUGGAAGGGUUGUUGGCAGUGAACCAUCUUUUCUCAACCUGAAGGGGAAUGAUAUUACUCAGAUGCCAAAUGUGGAUUCUCAAGGACUUCCUGAAGAAGUUAAAAUGGCUGACAUUUCGAUGAAAACUCCUAAUCAUGGAAAAUCUAAGAAUGCAUCCAGGCCUUCUAAUGAGAAGAAAAUAGUCUCAAAAGGGAAAACCAAAAAAGAACCACAUACUCUGAAGCAAUCUUCUGUGAUGGAUCUCAAAAGUUCCACUUCCACCCGUAAAUCUGUUGGAACUUUAAGCAAGGACGUUCCUUUGGUUGAGAUGCGGGAGCAUUCCUCUAUUGAGUGUAGUACUGUGAAGACAUCAUCUUCUGUGGCUUUUCAGACAUCUAUUAUUCCUGAUUUGAAUUCAUCUUCAUCCUUAUCAUUAUUUCACCAGCCAUUUACUGAUCUACAACAAGUACAAUUGCGUGCACAAAUCUUUGUUUAUGGAGCUUUAAUCUCAGGUAUGCCUCCAGAUGAAGCUUAUAUGGUAUCUGCCUUCGGAGGUGCAGAUGGUGGGCGGAGCUUAUGGGAGGGUGUAUGGCAUGCAUGGAUUGUAAGGUUUCAGAGUAAAAAAUCCCCUGUUGGUGCUUAUGAUACUCCUACACACUCUCGGCCAGCAAUAUGGAUUCCUGAACAAGUUUCAAUGGGCAAUGAUGUUCAAAGCAAAGUCUCAAGCACUUCUUCCACAAGCGACAGCAGUAUCAUGUCCUCGGCUGUGCGAAAUUCCACAAUGCCUUUGCCUUCACCUUUAUGGAGUCACUCUUAUGGAAAUGAUGGACACCAUGCCAAUAUAUCAAGAGGCACUUACCUAAACUUUAGUCAUACUCCAUCCCCAUUGCCUCAUCAAUCUUCCGUAUCACGACAGCAUGUGGGUGCUAAUUCACCUUGGCUAUCACAGUCACCUCGCCCUGGACCGUGGUUUGUUUCAUCUCAGAUUUCAGCACUUGAUGGCAUCUCACGGUAUUCCACAGUAUCUGUUCCUGAAACUGUUCAUGUAACCCCUGUAAGGGAUUCAAGUGGGCCUCAUACUCCCAUUGUAGAGAUUAUUCCCCCUAGUGUUUUGAUGUCUGUUCCAGAUACCGCACUCGCAACUACUAUUGCGGAUUUACCUGUGGAAACAUCAAAAAAGGCAGUAACUAGUGAGAACAAUAAACAUACACCGACCACUCAAAAGGCUAGAAAGAGGAAGAAGGGCGUUGCAGCAGAGGAGACAAGCUUUCCAGCUUCUCAAACUUCAGCUGGGCCUGUUUCUGCUAUCAGUGAUGUUAGAAGUCUUCCACUGCAUUCUGCAAACAUGCUUCUAUCUUCUAACUCACAAUUAAAUGUUGCUAGUCCUGCUCCUGUUUUGAUAAGCACACCUCACAUCAUUUCUCCAACACAUUACCAGAUAAUUGGUGCUAAUAAUAAUCUACAGAAGGCAAUCUUGUCUGAAGAGACUUGCACUAAAAUUGAGCAGGCUAAGCAUCAAGCAGAAGAUGCUGCUGCUCUUGCUGCUUCUACUGUUAAGAAUAGUCAAGACAUAUGGAGUCAGCUAGCUUCCUUGAAGAAUUCUGGUUUAGUUUCACAGAUUGAGGAAAAACUUGCUUCUGCAGCUGUUGUCGCUGCUGCGGCUUCUUCUGUUGCCAAGGCUGCUGCAGCUGCUGCUAAUGUUGCAGUUGGUGCUGCUUUGCAGGCAAAAAUAAUGGCAGAUGAAGCUGUUAGUGUGGCAAAAACAGGUAACACUGUUUUGAAUUCAGAAUCUGGCAUUCUUGAUGUUGGAAAGAAAUUAAUAGGAGUACCUCCUGUUUCAAUUAUGAAAGGAAUGGACAAGAUUCAUGGAUCUGGUGCAAUUAUUUCUGCUUCUAGUGAGGCUGCCAGAAGACGGGUUGAAUUGGUUUCUGCUGCCACCAAAAGGGCAGAGAACUUGGAUGCCAUCGUGAAAGCUGCAGAAUUGGCAGCAGAAGCUGUUGCACAAGCAGGAACGAUCAUUACGAUGGGGGAUCCCUUACCAUUUUCGUUGAGCCAGUUGGUAGAUGCUGGCCCUGAGGGUUUUUGGAGAGGACAUGAUGGUUCAUCCACAAAGCUUUCCAAAUCAAGAUGCAUGCAUGAAGGGGAGCAUUCAGGCUCAAGUAGUGCUAAAGAGCAUGGUGGAUCAGCUAAGCAAUUGGAUGGUCAGUUCUCAAAAAUUAAAGAAGCGCAGAAGGCUACUGAUGAAAGUGGUUUAUCCUCUUUGAAUGAAUAUCAUGAGCAGUUUGAACGAAGAGUCCAAGGAAAUUUCCCUACUGCUGGACAAGAAAGAGAUCCUCCUGUUUUAAGCAUACAAAAGGGGUCUGUUGUUGAGGUUAUGUCUGAUGAAGAUGGUCGGAGAGGGGCCUGGUUUUCAGCUCAGGUACUUGACAUAAGUGAUAACAAGGCGUUUGUUAGCUACAAUGACGUUUCAACUACUGAAGGCCAGCUAAAAGAAUGGAUUGUGCUUGAAGAGGGAGAGAAAGCUCCUAGAAUACGGACAGCUCACUCCACAACAUUAGUGAAGUAUGAAGGCACUAGGAAACGGCGUAGAGAACAUCUAGGAAGCUAUAUCUGGGAAGUUGGAGAUCAUGUUGAUGCUUGGAUACAUGACAGAUGGUGGGAAGGGACAAUCAAUGAAAAGACUCCAGGCGAUGAAACGAAGCUAACUGUGCAUUUUCCAGCUAGGACUGAUAAAGAGACCGUUCAUAGUUGGAAUCUUCGUCCAUCACGUAUUUGGGAGGAUGGACAAUGGAUGGAGUGGUCUCAUGCAAAGGGAAAGUCAAAUAAACCACAUGAGGGAGAUACUCCCCAGGAGAAAAGGCAAAGAUUAGGCAAGCGUGAAGGAAAAAUUCAUUCAGAAGUUGAGGCUGCCGAGAUGGGUAACCUUUCCAAGAAUAUUCUCAUUGAAGAGUCCAGGAAACCUGAUGAUUCAAGAUCGCUGGUUUUAUCUGCUAAGGAUAGAACCUUUAGCAUCGGAAAGAAUUCAAGAGAAGAGGUUAUUUCUGAUGCACUUAAACCAAAACAGACUAGCUUGCAGAAAGAAGGAUCGAAGGUGGUUUUUGGCGUUCCAAGGCCUGGAAAGAAGAGAAAGUUUAUGGAAGUUAGCAAGCAUUAUGUUGCAAACAAGUCUGAGAAAAUUAGCGAAGGUAGUGAUUCCAUCAAAUUUGCAAAAUAUUUGAUGCCUCAGGCAUCUCGCCCAACCAGGAAUACGUUGAAAGUUGAUAAUAAAGGAAAGAAGGCUGUCGACAUCAAGCCUAGAGGUGGUUUUAAAGCUGAGAAUUCUCGGAGCUUUCAAACUAGAAGUCUGUCUGAGAAGGACAAGGCAUUGCUUUCCACAUCAAAUGAAGGCACCGUUCAGGUGCUUCAUAAUAUAUCCAGUUUCGGGGGCAGUAACAAUUGCUCAGACAAGAUGAAUGCAUACAAAGUCAAUUUUCAAAGCCAAGAUGAAAAAAAUGAUGUUUCCACUAUAGCGUCAGAGGAUUCUGUGCAGCCUGCGCAUGUUUCCUUAUCCAAAAAAAAGAAAACUUCAGUUUCUGAGCCGGAUUUUGCUGUGAAAUCAAAAAAUUCUGUGGAUAGGACAUCCACCCUCGAGGAUAAAGGGUCUAAAAAUCCUGGAAAGCCACUACAUGAAGUGAUGGAACCCCGUAGAUCCAACCGUAGGAUUCAGCCAACGUCAAGGUUACUCGAGGGUCUUCAAAGCUCUCUAGUCAUUUCAAAGAUUCCAAGCAUUUCUCAUGAGAGGAAGUCUUCCAGAGGCGGAUCAUCCUCAAGAGGAAACACGCAUGGCUGAAAGGAGGCGAGCUCUAUAGGCCUUGUUGCUAAAACUACCUGAGUCAGUGUAUAUACAAUAACUAUGUUUAUCCUUUAUAAGGUUUUGUACAUUAUUAUAUAUUUAGGAGAAGUGAAUCUCGAAGUUUUCUUCUGAAAUGAUCAGAAUGUAAAAUUUCCUAGUUAAAAUUUAUCUACGCUUGUCUUGAUUUUGAGUACCAUAACCCUAAUCUUCGACUAUGAAGCUAUCUGUUUAACCUUUAGAAAUA
Messenger RNA from Dendrobium catenatum, 7469 nucleotides. RefSeq lists its product as uncharacterized. Bases 494 to 7222 code for a protein of 2242 amino acids. Lineage: Eukaryota; Viridiplantae; Streptophyta; Magnoliopsida; Asparagales; Orchidaceae. The record is from RefSeq and is a predicted model, not a curated record. The transcript is spliced from 19 exons.